GUGUGGGAGAGGAUCCCAGAGUGGCAGAGCUGGACAAUUGCAGAGAUUGGACUAUAGGCGAGCCACGACCCAUGUGCGAGACUGCAAUACGGAAGGUCUGCAGUGCGCGAGGGCAAUAUGAGACACCUCAUCUCAAUGACUGUCUCUAUCUUCAAAUGUGUGGUUUCACCUCUAUCGGUGGCCUGCAGGCGUACUCAGGCAUCCACUCGUUAUUCCUCAUGAGUAACCAACUUCAUCGCAUCGAAGGACUAGAGUGUCUCUGCCGUUUAAGGAUGCUUUACCUCAACAGCAAUGGACUCACUCAUAUCGAAGGCCUUCAGCACUGCAAAAACUUGGAGUAUUUAAAUAUCAGCAACAACCGUAUUCGUACUGUGAUGAACCUUGAGGAGCUCACCAGUUUGAAGACUCUCAUCGUCGCCAACAAUCAUAUAUGCAACAUUGCAUCUGACCUCAGCCCU
This is a messenger RNA of Perkinsus marinus ATCC 50983, 458 nucleotides long. RefSeq lists its product as hypothetical. Gene Ontology annotation, molecular function: protein binding. The annotation marks the transcript as partial. NCBI's taxonomy places the organism in Eukaryota, Perkinsozoa, Perkinsida, Perkinsidae. The transcript is spliced from 4 exons. The record is from RefSeq and is a predicted model, not a curated record.